AUGCCCGCCGCCCUCCCGCAGUGUCUUCCCCAGGAGUGGACAACGUGGACGACGGACGAUGGGGUUGAUGCCUCGACCCGCGCGUACUGGAUGCGGCAGGCAAACCUCGCAUUGCCGAACCCCUGCCCGUUCGCGGCCUUUGGAGCUGUCGUUGUGAACCACACGGCCGGUGGCCUGGGGGAGCUGGUCUGUACUGGCGCGAACAACAACCAGGGCUCAGGCAACCCGACGCUUCAUGGCGAGAUGGUAGCGAUCAACAACUGUUCGGCCAUCUUCACGGAUCCUCAGGGGCGUUACAACAUGACGCCCGCAGAUGCUCUUCUCGCGUUCGGUGAUCUGACGCUCUACACCAACGCCGAGAGCUGCCCCAUGUGUGCGUCGGCAAUCCGCUGGGCUGGGUUCAAAGAGUACGUGUAUGGUACUAGCAUCGAUGCCCUCGUCGACAUGGGCUGGGGUCAGAUCACUGUCUCUUCAAAAGAGAUCUUCAACCAGUCUUCCAGCCUCUCCAGUGAGACCGGCUUCCUUGGCGGUGUCUUGACGAAUGAGACGGACGGGUUCUUCAGCUGGCAGUUCCGUCCAAACGCGACUUGCCCGCAGGGCUGCUCUCGGGCGGCGAGCGGCCGUUGUGCGCCUGCAUGA
This is a messenger RNA of Colletotrichum siamense, 639 nucleotides long. RefSeq names its product Guanine deaminase (gene guaD-0). The transcript is spliced from 2 exons. The record is from RefSeq and is a predicted model, not a curated record. Bases 1 to 639 code for a protein of 212 amino acids. Gene Ontology annotation, biological process: purine nucleoside catabolic process. NCBI's taxonomy places the organism in Eukaryota, Fungi, Ascomycota, Sordariomycetes, Glomerellales, Glomerellaceae. Gene Ontology annotation, molecular function: guanosine deaminase activity.